Planococcus citri (citrus mealybug) is the source of this 1732-nucleotide messenger RNA. Its product is annotated as G-protein coupled receptor dmsr-1-like. Gene Ontology annotation, molecular function: G protein-coupled peptide receptor activity. The transcript is spliced from 3 exons. The coding region runs from base 414 to 1661 and encodes 415 amino acids. The record is from RefSeq and is a predicted model, not a curated record. Lineage: Eukaryota; Metazoa; Arthropoda; Insecta; Hemiptera; Pseudococcidae. Gene Ontology annotation, biological process: G protein-coupled receptor signaling pathway. Gene Ontology annotation, cellular component: plasma membrane.
UGCGAAGUUUUGUUACACAGCUUGUUGGUGAGUAUCAUGUUUCACUUCGCUAAGUUCAGACUUUCACAAUGGGCUGUUUAAUUUCGCAAAAUCAACAGUUCGGUGAGUUUUAAAAAUUUUACACUUUUUUUUUCUUUUUUUAAAUCGCUGCUAAAAUGAACGCGAUUACGUAUUUUUCCGCGUUCUUUUUAAAUAGUGCGUUUUUUACUUGUUUUUUAUUCGCGCGUUUUAUUAUUUCGAGUCACAUGUUGGAUGUCAUUAUUCGUGAAGUAUACAUUAUUUACAUUACGUACAAAAAUGUUAACCACGUGAUUUUUUGAUGAAAAAAAUUUAUCCAGCGUCGAAUUUAAUCGAGAUAUUUAUUCGUUCGCCGAAUGAAGAAAGAUUUACUCGUAUUUUUUAUAUGAGAUCAAAUGAAAGCGGAUGAAAUAACAACGAUGAACGAAGUUUAUCAAAACAUCAUCGCUGCCAGCAAUAACGGAACACUUUGUAUAAACGAUUGUCAAUGGUUACAGCAAUUCAAUUUAACCUAUCAAGAUGUCCAAUUCAUAAUGAAUCUGACAUCGUCGAUGAGAACAUCGAGUACGAAAAGUUCGAGCAAUUCGAACAACGUGUGUUAUUGCAACGGUACAAUGCGAAAUAUAGCGACAGAAUAUAGAAACGUGCACGGUUACGUGAGCUUAUUCGUGUGCAUAUUCGGGACACUGGCGAACUCCUUCAAUAUCGCCGUUUUGACUAGAAAACAAAUGAAAACUGCUCCGUUCGCUUACAUACUGACUUGGCUGGCCAUUACCGAUAUGUUAUUAAUGAUCGAGUACAUACCGUUCUCAUUAUAUAUGUACAUAGAUUCGAACUCGAAAAUAGAACGAUUUUCUUACGGAGGUGCGAUUUUUAUACUCAUUCAUACACAUCUGUCGCAAGUACUGCAUACAAUGUCGAUUUGUUUAACGCUGACGUUAGCAUUUUGGAGGCUAAACACGACGAGGUAUCCGGAAAAAUGCAGCACAUUGUGGUCGAAGAAAACUUGCGCUUCAGCUGUAAAAGUUGCCAUGGUGGUACCAAUUGUGAUAUGUAUUCCUUCUUAUUUCAUGUUCGGAAUUCAUUCGACCGUACUGUACGAGAAAGGAGAAUUCCACGAAUUAUACCAUUUAGACUUGAGCGAUUUAGCCAAAGCUCAUAACGAAUUACUUUACAUAGGUAACCUAUGGCUUUACGCGGUGGUCAUUAAAUUACUACCUUGCAUAAUAUUAGCAAUAAUCAGCCUCGCUUUAAUAAAAGCUCUGCACAGUACGACGCAAAGGAAAGAAAAACUACAAAAUUUUACAGCCAAUUUGAACAGUAAGAAAAACGCGAAGUUAAGAAGGAUACGAAGACGAGCAGACCGAAGUAGUCAUAUGCUGAUAGCUAUUUUAUUUUUGUUCCUUUUAACCGAAUUUCCCCAGUGUAUUUUGGGAUUAUUGAGCGGAAUUUUGGGAAGAUGCUUUUUUAAAAAUUGUUAUCAUUUGUUCGGCGAAAUUAUGGACAUAUUGGCUUUACUCAAUGGAGCGAUAAAUUUCAUUUUGUAUUGUACCAUGAGCAAGCAAUUCAGACAAGCGUUCGCUGAAAUAUUCCAUUACGUCUACUUUUUAAAUAAAAAAAAUACUCACGAAUAUCAUAUUUAAAAAAUUUUUAUACUCGUUUGUUUAUUAUUGUUUGUUUUUUUUCAUAAUAAAUGCUGUGUUGUUGCGUGUUA